GGAACUUCUGAGCUCUGGCUGUUGUUUCAGCGCGGGUGUGUUUUGACGCGGCACAGAUAUGGGUACACAUGUAUGCAGAAAACAGAUGGUGCAGUGGAUGUGGAGAUGGCGUGUUUGUCCUGUGGCUGUGAGCAGAGGUCAAAUGCCGUUUUGCACCACACAACAAGAGCCCCAUCAAGUGAAUCCAUCUCGCACCAGUCAGGUCACCCACAGACCUGUGACCCACCUCACCCUGUGCUCUUUGCUCGAGAUGGGCUUCUCAGAAACUCAAGCCGAGGAGAUGCAUGAAGGUGCAACGAAGAGCCGUGGGAAACAUAUUCCAUCUGUUCUGACAGCACUGUUUAUCCUGGGAUUAAAUCCCUCCAGUAUCCUGAAAAUAAUGCAGAAGUGUCCAGAGGUAUAUUCACUGAAAGGUGCAGACUUACAGCAACGCGUCAAUCAUCUGAGGAAGAUGGGAUUGGUAGAAGGUGAUGCAUCUUUUUUGGUAGUUUGGGGCAGUCUGCAGAGGAUGAUCAGUCACUACCCCAAGGUCAUGGUCCUGCCAAUCAAGAGGGUAAACAUGGUGUCCCGAUUGCUCAGAGAGAAAUGCCUCUUCACCGUCCAACAGGUCACAGACAUCCUCAGAGAAUCACCUGAGGUUUUGGAGGAGGAUUUGGCCCAGCUGGAGUAUAAAUUUCAGUAUGCAUAUUUCCGUAUGGGUGUGCGGCAGGCAGAGAUGGUAAAGGCGAAGCUGUUCAGGUUGUCUCUGUCUGAGCUGCGGUGUCGUCACUGUUUUCUGGAGCGGAGGGGACUGUACCAGACGCCAGACAAGAAGGGCCAAACACUCGUCGCCAACCCCCCGCUCAAAGACGUCCUCUGCGUCUCUGAGGAAACCUACCUGACGCAAGUCGCCAUGGCAACUGUAGAGGAGUUCCAUGUUUUUCACAAACUGAUGGCAAGAGAACAGGAGGAAGAAGGGAGGGAGGAUGAGUACAGCAGUGAUGAGGAUGAGGAGUUAGGGGAGGAUAAAUAUAAUGAUGAUGAUGACGGACAGCACAGGAGGAAGCAUCUCUGGAACACUGGUUACAAGAAGGGCAGGAAAUGAGGGAUUUUGUAUUAAUAAUUCAAAAUGAAUAAAAACUUUUUCAUUCAGCAAAA
Ctenopharyngodon idella (grass carp) is the source of this 1137-nucleotide messenger RNA. RefSeq names its product mitochondrial transcription termination factor 4 (gene mterf4). Lineage: Eukaryota; Metazoa; Chordata; Actinopteri; Cypriniformes; Xenocyprididae. The transcript is spliced from 4 exons. Gene Ontology annotation, biological process: regulation of DNA-templated transcription. The record is from RefSeq and is a predicted model, not a curated record. Gene Ontology annotation, molecular function: double-stranded DNA binding. The coding region runs from base 59 to 1084 and encodes 341 amino acids.